AGAGGGGCUGGGCUGGUUCAGGCUCUAAAAGACCCCGGCCCGAAGCGCGUCAGAAGGGUGAAGAGGGACGGUGGUCUCUGUUGCAGACAUUUCAUGAUGAAGAUCUAUCUGUGCAUUUUAGCCCUAAGUUUCGGGGCCUGCUUUGCUGCUCCAAGUUUAGAUCCUGUUUGGGAUGAUCACUGGUUGAGCUGGAAAACAUGGCACAGCAAGAAGUAUCAUGAGAAGGAAGAAGGCUGGAGGAGGAUGAUCUGGGAGAAGAAUCUGAAAAUGAUUGAAUUGCACAACCUGGACCACAGUCUAGGCAAACACAGUUACAGACUAGGAAUGAAUCAUUUUGGAGACAUGACAAAUGAAGAAUUUAGGCAGGUGAUGAAUGGCUUUAAACAAUCUCGAUCUGAAAGGAAAUAUAAAGGAUCACAGUUUCUUGAGCCGAACUUCUUGGAGGCUCCAAGAUCAGUUGACUGGAGGGAGAAAGGUUAUGUAACACCAGUUAAGUCUCAGGGCCAAUGUGGAUCUUGCUGGGCAUUCAGUGCAACUGGUGCCCUUGAAGGACAGCACUUCCGCAAAACUGGCAAGUUGGUUUCCUUGAGUGAACAAAAUCUGGUUGACUGUUCCGGGCCAGAAGGAAACCAUGGCUGUAAUGGAGGACUCAUGGACCAGGCUUUCCAGUAUAUCAAGGAUAACAAUGGCAUUGAUUCAGAGGAAUCGUAUCCAUACAUUGCAAAGGAUGAUGAAGAAUGUUUGUAUAAGCCUGAAUACAACUCUGCUAAUGAUACCGGCUUUGUGGACAUCCCUGAAGGAAGGGAAAGAGCUCUUAUGAAGGCAGUGGCUGCAGUAGGACCAAUCUCGGUGGCUAUUGAUGCAAGUCAUACCUCCUUCCAGUUCUAUGAGUCUGGUAUUUAUUAUGAGCCACACUGCAGUAGCGAAGAACUAGAUCAUGGUGUUCUUGUUGUUGGCUAUGGCUUUAAAGGUGCAGAUGAAGACAGCAGGAAGAAGUAUUGGAUAGUUAAAAACAGCUGGAGCGAAAACUGGGGUGACAAAGGCUAUGUAUACAUGGCUAAAGACCGAAACAACCACUGUGGAAUAGCCACAGCAGCUAGCUAUCCUAUGGUAUAAAUGUGCAAACAAAGGCGUCUCCUGGAACAGCCAUAGCCAUCUUAGUUUGACAGGCAGAUGAACCACUGGAAUAAGGACUCCAGCUUGUUGGCCUCUCUUGCUGCUUUCUGGGGCCACCAAACUAUUCUGGCACCAAGACUUUGAACUGACAAUUGCACAUGUUUUCUAAUACAUGAGAUGGAAUCUUCUUCUGAGAACCAAAUUGUGAUUUAAUUUUUUUUACCUUGAAACUUAUGAUGUUUACUUGAUGGCAAGAGAAGCCCUCUUUUUUAAAACUUCAGUGUAAAUGUUGCUUAUGAGCCCAAGCUUGUGAUAUUGAUAACUUGCAGCCAGCAGUUUUGUUUUUUAAACUACAACUUGCACAAAGUAUUACAGCUUCCAGAAAUAAAUACUGUACAUUUCA
This is a messenger RNA of Candoia aspera, 1519 nucleotides long. RefSeq names its product cathepsin L (gene CTSL). Gene Ontology annotation, biological process: positive regulation of apoptotic signaling pathway; immune response; positive regulation of peptidase activity. The transcript is spliced from 8 exons. NCBI's taxonomy places the organism in Eukaryota, Metazoa, Chordata, Lepidosauria, Squamata, Candoiidae. Gene Ontology annotation, molecular function: cysteine-type endopeptidase activity; cysteine-type endopeptidase activator activity involved in apoptotic process. The coding region runs from base 94 to 1116 and encodes 340 amino acids. Gene Ontology annotation, cellular component: lysosome. The record is from RefSeq and is a predicted model, not a curated record.